AUCAUCAUCAUCAUCAUCAAUCUCUUCUUCUUCUUCCUCUCUUUUCAAUCGGAUUCCCACAUCGCCUCCUCUUCUCAAAUUAUCGAACCCACCUUGCUCUCUGAUUCAUCAACCAUGUCGUACGAUUACCUCUUCAAGUACAUAAUCAUCGGAGACACAGGUGUUGGGAAAUCGUGCCUGCUUCUUCAAUUUACUGACAAGAGGUUCCAACCAGUCCACGAUCUCACCAUUGGUGUCGAGUUCGGUGCUCGCAUGGUCACCGUCGAUGGACGCCCCAUCAAACUUCAAAUUUGGGACACCGCUGGACAAGAGUCUUUUAGAUCCAUCACCAGAUCAUAUUACAGAGGAGCAGCCGGAGCUUUACUCGUUUAUGACAUCACCAGGAGACAGACAUUUAACCAUCUGGCUAGUUGGUUGGAGGAUGCUCGGCAACAUGCAAAUCCUAACAUGAGUAUUAUGCUAAUUGGGUACAAAUGCGAUCUUGCUCACAAGAGAGCUGUUAGCAAAGAGGAAGGCGAACAGUUUGCCAAGGAACACGGCCUGCUAUUCUUGGAAGCUUCUGCAAGAACAGCUCAAAACGUCGAGGAGGAAAGUCAAUCAAUGGGUUAGAACUUGGUGAGCAAGGGUAAUCCUUAUUUUAUAUGCAUUGAAAAAAAAAACGAUGGGAUCUUAGAAAUAAAACGCGGCAGGCACAAUGUCUUUGUUUCUCGGCCGGCUCUCUCUCUCCAAGCUAUCUCUCCCGAUACACCUCACCGCUCGGUGCUUCUCAUCUUCUUCCAUCUAUUACGUCGUAAGUGCAGAUCCAUGUGGAUCCACUUUGAGGGAUGGUGAUAUUGGAAAUCUCAAUAUUCGUGCUCUCGGUGAUACCUACAGGGUUACGGAAAAGAAGGUGCCUAUGGAGUUACUGGAGGGAAAAGUAACCAUAGGAGCAUCCCAUGGCUGGGUAGCAACUAUGAAGAAUGGUGUCGUGCGUCUUCAAGAUGAUCUAGACCCAUGUGCAUCGGACACAGACCCAAAACGCAUUUCGCUGCCUCCUCUUGUAACACUGCCUCAUUGCCAAACCAAUAUUGUAACCAAUGUCGCCAUGUCCACCUCUUCUCCCGAGGAUGAAGACUGCAUUGUGGCUAUCAAGUUCAUGGGACCUCAACUCAGUUUGUGCAGGCCUGCUGAAAGAAAUUGCAAGUGGACUAACAUCAGAAUCACAGACCCUAGCUUCUUCUCCUCCCAUGUAAUGUACUCCAAGAGAGAUGACAUGUUCUCGAUGCCCGCCUCUAGAGGCCACUACACAGGAUCAUGGGAUCUUGGGAGAUACAUUCACAAACCCAAGCUUCAGAUGCUGCGGCUUCCCGAAGAUGAUCCACAUCCCGAAAUGACAAAGAGCGAGUUGCAGCGACUGGAUUCAUGUUGCAGGAAGCAACAGUACUUGGUGGAAUCAUUGCGCCCAGGUGAAACUUUUAUGGUGAAGUGGUACACGGAAAGCAGUCCCAUUAGGAAGACUUGUAGGGACUGGGACCAUUUCCUUGUCUUGAGGCUAGACGAAGAAGGAAAUGCUGUGUAUACUAAAGACAUUGGAGAUCUCUCCAUUUUCCUCUCCAAGGCUGAACCUUUCUGCCUCCCAGCUAGCUUGUACGACAGAAGCAAAAACUCUGUCUCUUCCUUAGCCGACCACGCUUUCGGAAGCAAAAACUCUGUCUAUUUCUUAGCCGACCACGAGUUCGGCAUCGUCAGAAUCCACGACAAUUCCAAGAAAGGUAGACCUUUCACUUGCCCCUUGCCUUAUUUUUUCCCACCUCUAUCUCCACCUAUAAAAUACUAAGUGGUGUCUCACUCUAUUUCUUGUUUUGAUGAACCCUCGUAAUCUAUAAAAGACAAUGGUUAUUUCUCCA
Molecule: messenger RNA, 1886 nt
Organism: Camelina sativa (false flax)
Lineage: Eukaryota; Viridiplantae; Streptophyta; Magnoliopsida; Brassicales; Brassicaceae
Product: ras-related protein RABB1b-like
Molecular function (GO): GTPase activity; GTP binding
Source: RefSeq, a predicted model, not a curated record